This is a messenger RNA of Cryptococcus amylolentus CBS 6039, 4100 nucleotides long. RefSeq lists its product as hypothetical. NCBI's taxonomy places the organism in Eukaryota, Fungi, Basidiomycota, Tremellomycetes, Tremellales, Cryptococcaceae. The coding region runs from base 1 to 3885 and encodes 1294 amino acids. The record is from RefSeq and is a predicted model, not a curated record. The transcript is spliced from 12 exons.
AUGGCCCCUACACCACGCAAGCCAGUCCCACGUCAUGAACAGUCAUCCGACUCGAGCGACUCUGACAUCUCUAGCGUCGAAGAUGGCGACGCGUACGAGAGCCCGGAUAACGAAGAAGAAGACCCGGACCAGGAAUACAACGUCGAUGCCAUACCGUACGCGUACUCUUUCAGAGAACCCGAAAAGAAGAGCAGAGGCAGGAAAAGUAAAGCGCAGGUGAUCAGGGAGGAGGCUGCCAAGGCCAAGCCGCAAUGGCAUUAUGGUGUGAUUUGGAAAGGAUAUCUGAAGGCUCUGUCUGAUUCGCCGCAACCUGUUGACUCGUUCGAAGGGCCAAGACCGCCUGUCAUCGUCCGGUUCUGGGAGGGCAUGGGAAUGACGCCCUCCGACGGGUCGCUAGAACCUCUGGACAAAGUUGGAGACAGAUACUUCCUGCCUUCUCACGCAAUGAAGCAAUGGCUGAGCGAAGAACCCACAAGAAGCUGGAAACUAUUCAAGAAGCGCCAGGAGCUGCAGAGGGCUCAUGUCGAGCGUGUCAGCAGGGGUCAAGCCACAGGGAUGUUCAGAUGUCCCAAGCGCUAUUCCGACCACUACCAUUGGCUCAAAUUCAAGAAGCGCUCAGAACAAGCCAUGGGAAUGAAGACGGAAGGGAGGAGGCCCUUCUCGUCCAGAAUAUUGGGCAGGUCGUCAGACGAGAGCGACUCGACUGAAGACGACGAUGCUGUCCCUCUGAAAGCCACGCAGGCCUCCAAAAGAAAGGCAGCUGGCCAGGGUAACGCCAAUAUUCCCAAGAUUAAAACAGACAAGCCUGCGGCUAGCAAGAGAAAACGGGCGUUGACCUCGUCAACCGACUCAGAUGCUUCAGCCGACACACCACUCUCUUCCUCAAGGAGAAUGAAGGUUCCGAGGCCUAGCGAUUCCAGGUCAGGUUCUCAAGCUGGCGUACCCAAACCCGGGAAGCCGAUUGAAGUCAACAUAGAGGAGAGAGACGGGGCAACAUCCGAGGAGAGGGUAUCGAAGACUGAAGAAGGCCAAAAUGGCUCGGCAGAGAAGGCUACGCGAGCAGGGAGUGACAAGAAGGGGGAGAAAACAGGGGAUGCCGUCGAUUUUGGGGAGCUGGAUCAUGGCAUAUUCGAGCUGCCUCCGCCCGGUCUCACUGAGUCAAACGCGACCUCGGCGCCGAUAACGUCAGAGCGGCGUUCUUUGGGUACCGCUCCAGUGUCUGCCCAAGCACCACCGCCCGCUUCCGAACACCCCACAGCCUCUGAUGGGACCGACAAACCCCCGUCUUCUGAGAAAUCGAUCCCUCCUGUCGGUGAAUCUGCACCGUCGACAGUCACGGCUCGGGCUUCACCGUCUGUCAACACCCCUUCAUCUACACCUGCCGCCGCCUCAACACCUGCCCAGGUGCCGGUGACCGCCCUCAAUCAGCCAGCAGCUCCUGCCAAGACGGAUAAGCCUUCAUCCUCCAAGGGAUCCGUCCCUCCCCCCGGGAAAGCUGCCCAGUCCACAGUCCCGCUCAAGGCUCCAUCGUCUGCCAAAUUGCCAUCGUCUACAUCAGCCAACCCUCCAUUGUCUACGUCAUUGGCCAAACCUGCCGCAGGAGCUCAGAAAAAGGUCAAGGAGUCGUAUGAUCCAAGAAAAGCUCCUAGGAAAGAUCCCAAGGGAGAAGCCCUUCAUGCGUCCUCUGCAGCUCAACAGGCCCCUGCGGUCGCAAAGGAUUGGCUGAAAACCAUGAAGAUUGCAAAAAGGACGCAACCAGUGCCUGAACCUGCUAGUUCUUCUUCCCCAAAGCUGGCGGAACCUUCCCAUGCUGUGCUCUCAACAUCCGGUGCGGUCGAUUACGAUUCGGUCCACGAACCAAGAAGGGGAUCUGUUACUGCAUCCGGUUCUACCAGGCCUCUUUCGGGUCCGUCUCCUCACGCUCCCGCCGCCGCACUGCCAGAACCUAGCGCCGCUGGUCCGGGUAUACAUCCUCUGCGUGUUAUGGAUCAGCCCGUUCAAUCGUCCUCAAUCCCUGAUGCGCUUGUUGGCGAGUCACCGGCCACUGUCGACCAUCCACCCGGUCAAACGGGCGAACGCCGCGCCUUUCAUCCAGGAUCGAUCAACUUGACUACCUCCCCCAAUAUUGAGUCAAGCUCAUUGCCGUCCAAUACUCCGGGAGCCAUCCUUGGCCCUGGUGGAAAAGAGCGUCCAAAGUACGAGCAACCUAAGCGUAUCAAACACAUCGAUAAUGACGACGAGAUUAUAACACCACAAGAAGCUCGAAGGAGGAGGAUGACAGGAGAAGACGGUGCUAGCCCAGCCUCGCCGAACAGAUCAAAAACCAGCAACUUCCCCCACACCUCCAAGACAACCCAGAGGAAGAAAGAUACGGAAUUUUUGGCAUCUACGACCAGGUUGUCUGUCGGCCGAGCGUCGGAGGAACAGCAGCGCCCAGGAGCAGCGCAGAGAAAGACGCCAGAUGGGAGUCCAGCGCAGAUGCGUAGAGUGGGCAGCACGACGUCGUCCUUGGCAGGAUCGAUGACACCUCCGCCUGUGCCAAGGGGCAGGGCGUCUUUGGAUAGAUCAAGAGAAGGGUCAGGCGUGGCUCCUACUCGGGAUGGGACAUAUUCACCGCCUGUUGACAGGGCUGGCAAGCCAUUAAAUGCUGUCACAAGACAAGGCAGCGCGGACCAGCCCAAGCCUCCUAUAGCUGUCUAUCAACCGCGCAACAAGGCACAGGUCCCGCCGCAACCUCCAACGACUGCUGUACAGUCGAACGCACCGAGUGAUCCCCGACUAUCAAUCCCUGCAACCCGAGAAACAUAUCAGUCUCAGUCCCCGGCUCCUCUGGCCAGCGGUGACAACGUUCAAAGUCAGCGACAACAGCAUGGGACAUUGCAUCCGGGUCUCACUAUCGUCAGUUCCCCUUCGACGAUCAAACCAAAUUACAUCCCGACACCGAUGUCAGCUCGACCGCCCACGCCUGUUGACAGCUCCCCGAAAGCACUCCCCACCACCUCCAUACCCACACCAACGACAGCUCGGCUGCCCUCGCCCCUGAGCAAAUCCCCAAAGCUCCUUCUCACCCUACAACGGCUCCGCUCUGAUACCAAAUUUCCGGACGGUCCCGAAUUGAGUGACAAUGGCCAAGCAGUCCCUCUCGCAUCGGCAGCGAAUGUCGACCCUUCUUUGUGCCCUGUUCAGUCUUUGAACGUGAUCCCAGAAAACGUGGUGACACUAUCCCCGUAUCUUUUGUUGAAGCACCCAAAGAUGUGGGUGAGAGUGAUGAAAGCAUUGAGGGGUACGCGGAGAUGGGGCGCGUAUCUGACCCCGUCUGUGCUUUGCUUUUUGAAGCAGACGUGGGACAACCACGACUACGACCUAAGCCCGGACCCCACCGAGUCAUUCAGCGCUCUCAUCAGCAGCCUCCCUCUUGACGGGGGUCACGCCUUUCAUACCGGUGCCCCCUGGGGUAAGGCCUAUGGCCUUUCGGUCAGCUGCAACCCGCCAAUGAAGAAGCUCAAGAGACCCUUGAUGGAAUGGCGUCUAUGGCUGACCGAUGUUGUCCGCCAAAACGACUUUGAGGCACUUGUCAAGAAGUGUAUCGGUGUUGAGCAGGGCCACUUUGAACAGAUGGUUGCCAGAGACGCCGGGCAGGCGCUGCCGGAGCCAGACCCGGUCGAUCGGGAAGAAGUGAUUCUCGAGCAAUUGAGAGAUCUUACGGCCAUGAAGACAAAUGAUGAGCUGGUGUAUACUAGGUAUGUGUAUGUGGGGCACUUUGAGCUAGGAGACGCGAACAGGAAGAAGGUGGAGCGGAAUUAUAGUCAUGGCAUUGAAUACAUGACUCCGGAAGAGUUCAUAGCGAUGGUGGAAAAUGAGAAUCCACCGGCGCUGGCUCUUUGAACGAGGGAUACAAAAGACUUUCAUACCAUACCGAACCCAUUCGGUACAUGGCUCUUCUUCGCUGUGCCAACGCGACCUCGCCUUGCACCUCUUGGCAGCGCACACAAACUCCACACGUCCCAGACUUGUGAACGAUUUGGGCGGUGUCCCAUAGUCUGUACAUGUUGUAUGCAUUUACUUGUAGACUUUUGAGCAGUUUAAAAAACGUAUCCAUG